Messenger RNA from Trichomonas vaginalis G3, 957 nucleotides. Its product is annotated as bifunctional inhibitor/lipid-transfer protein/seed storage 2s albumin superfamily protein family. The record is from RefSeq and is a predicted model, not a curated record. The coding region runs from base 1 to 957 and encodes 318 amino acids. The transcript has a single exon. NCBI's taxonomy places the organism in Eukaryota, Parabasalia, Trichomonadida, Trichomonadidae.
AUGCAAUCAAAUGGAUCUAAACCUGUUUGUGAAAACACAGGAAAGGCAAUUAAAAGAACAAGUACAGAUGAUUAUGCAUAUGCAAGAAUAAGUAAUACAUUAACUCAAGAUCCACAAACUUCUGAUGUUGAAUCUCCAACAGAAUAUACAUAUGUUGCAACACCAAUUACAAGAUUACCAAAGCAAACAACAGAAUCAUAUGUUUAUCCAUCAGCAAAAACAUUAGAAAAAGAUUUAUUUCCAUUCGAAUUUUCAGGUUACAGUGUAAUUCCUACAAAUGCAAUUACUCCUCAUUCUACUCCUCAUUCAACAGCACAUUCUACUCCUCAUUCAACUCCUCAUUCAACAGCACAUUCUACUCCUCAUUCAACUCCAUUUAGUACUGCACAUUCUACUCCAUUUUCAACAGCACAUUCUACACCAUUUAGUACUGCUCAUACCACGCCUCAUGAUACACCAUUCAGCACAGCACAUUCUACUGCUCAUGUGACACCAUUUACUACUCCAUUUAGCACUGCUUUUGUAACUGUUUUCGAAACACCAUUUGGAACUCCAUUUAUUACUAAUUUCGCCACUGCAGCAAGUACUCCUCAAACGACAGCAAAUACAACUCCUGAAUUAACUCCUUCGGCUACACCUGAUCCUGGAAAUGCAAUUGAUUCAAAUCCAAAGUCUAUUUCUAAAACAGGAGUAAUAGUUGGUGUAGUAAUUGGCUGUUUAAUCUUUAUUUUGUUGGUUGCUCUUCUCGCUUUUUAUUUGUACAAACGUUCUAAGAAUGAUGUUUCAGAAAGUUCCCAUGAAAUAUCUCAAAUGUCUGAAGAAACUGAUCCUGGAAAUGUAGAAAAUGAACCAACAAUGACUUCCUUAAAUAUUCAACAAAACCCGGACGAAAUUAUCUCAUCUUCUGAUGAACCUCAAGAAAAAGAAGAUAAUACUUUGACUGAUGUGUUCUUCUAA